AUGCCGUCUAGACAACCUCAAGCAUCUUUGUUCCAAGUCUAUCUACGACUACGCCCGCCGAUCGCAACCAGACAAGAUGAACCCGAACGUUUUCUGACAGUCGAGCCCCCGGAGCCAACCCAGGCCGAUGAGAUCGUUGCGCCUGUUCCUACCCACAUCACAUUGCAGCCACCAAGCGACUCGAGAAAGCGUGCAGUGGAGAAAUUUGGCUUCACAAAAGUUUUCGAAGAAGGUGCUUCGCAGCUCGAUGUCUUCCAUGACACCGGCAUAGAAUCCCUCGUGAGAGGAGUUCUGACGGAGGGUCGCGAUGGACUGGUCGCAACACUGGGAGUGACAGGUAGUGGAAAGAGCCACACAAUCCUCGGCUCCAAGACGCAGCGAGGACUCACCCAAAUGGCCCUGGAUGUUAUCUUCCGUUCACUGGAACCAACAUUGAAGACGGAGGAUGGCGGCAUUACCCCCAUGAUGCUUGCUUCACUGGCUGCCUCGGAUACCUCUGAGGCACAACUGUUUGGCGCCCAGACCUUUUUGGAAGCUGUUUAUGGCGAACCCAAUGGACGGAGCUCGAGAGCCCAAACUCCCAUGAGUCCCUCUCGCACCAACACCCCACUAACGGUAUGGAGCCCCGAAAAUUUGAAUUCCCCGGAAACCCUAUCUAUCGUUCGCCCCCAUACCCCCGGACCUGGUCUUAAACCUCGUACCAAGCCUGGAAGCAAUCGAAUGGUGGAAUCAGACCUGCUUGCUAGCGACAUGGCCUUGGAGCAGCUUGGUUCCUUCCGAAUGUCCCCUGAAAAGCCGGGGAACAUUACCCCAGGAUCUUUCAACCCAAUCCCUUAUACCCGUUCCAGUUUGCACGAGUCCCGUUUAGCUAAAUCUCGACUUAUUGUUUUUAAGGAGCCCACCCCUGCUUUGGUAUUCCCCCGCCGCCAGCAACGCGACAGACCCAGUGUCCUCCCGAAACUGCCAGAUGUCAGCCAUUUGACCGUCGAUUUAAACCCACGAUCCGAUUACGUCGUCCUAGUGUCCAUGUACGAGGUGUACAAUGACCGCAUCUUUGACCUCCUGUCUCCAGCUAUUACACCCGGAGGCAAUACCAUGUCUCGUGGUAAUAGCCAGAAAGACCGACGGCGCCCACUGCUAUUCAAACCCACGGAGGGGUCGCCGGACAGGAAGGUUGUGGCCGGCUUGCGCAAGAUUGCCUGCAGUACUUACGAGGAAGCGUUGGCCAUUCUCGACGUUGGUUUGACUGAGCGGAAGGUCACAGGUACAGGAUCGAACAGCGUCAGCUCCCGAAGCCACGGCUUUUUCUGCCUGGAAGUCAAAAAGUUGUCUAACAAGCGACACGGCGAAGCCAGUUGGGUGGGUAAUACUCUCACUGUCGUGGAUCUGGCAGGCUCGGAGCGAGCCCGAACAGCGAAGACUGCUGGUGCCACGCUCGCCGAAGCUGGUAAAAUUAAUGAGAGUUUAAUGUACUUGGGUCAAUGUCUGCAAAUGCAGAGCAACCUGCAGGACGGGGUCAAGACUGCACUUGUUCCUUUCCGGCAAUGCAAGCUCACUGAGCUCCUAUUCUCGAACUCGUUCCCAUCGUCGAACCAGAUGUCGCGUGGACUCCAUCCUCAAAAAGCCAUCAUGGUCGUCACUGCGGACCCAUUAGGUGACUUCAAUGCCACUUCCCAGAUCCUCCGUUACUCCGCGCUAGCCCGGGAGGUAACCGUUCCUCGCGUUCCCUCUCUGACCGAAUCAAUAAUAUCUUCCUCUUCCGGCCGAGAUCGAUCCGGCAGCGGUAGGGUCUCACCAAACGGUAUUUCUGCGGAAGAAUUGGACCGCGCAGUGGCCGAGAUCGGUCGUCUAACAAAGGACUGCCACAGUCUCGCCAUUAGACUUGCAGAAGAGGAGAUCGUUCGUUCGGAGUUAGAGAUCAGGCUUGCAGCGACAGAAGGCCGAUGCGUAGACCUUGAGCAAGAGGUUCGAGAAGAGUGCUGGGCCGAAAUGGAUGAGAUGAUGGAAGCUGAGCGGAAACGAUGGCAGAAGGCUUGGGAUGAGCAGAUCGGCCGCAACGAUGAGCACAUUGACCGAAAGAUUGAACUUGUUUCGCGAGGCUUCAACAUUUAUGAAGACCCUGAGCCAUCGACAGAUGACCGUGUGGAAGAGCUAGAACGGGAAAACGACCAGCUACGUCGUCGUCUAGCAGCUCUCGAACGAGAGAUGAAUUCGCAUUCACCUACUCGCAAGCCAAGAGCGAAGAAUGCCACGCCGGCGCGGCAACAUAACAACGUGCUCGGCCGCGAAAGCGACAUUGAAAAUGCAUUGCAGCGCAUGAACCAACUUAAUCUUACCGACAGCAUGUUCUCGCCUCCAUCUCCAAGCUCGCCGGUCAAGAGCACACGAAAGAUGGCGACUCGGAAAUUUGACCUGGCACCGGAAAACGAGAUUUAA
Messenger RNA from Penicillium chermesinum, 2436 nucleotides. RefSeq lists its product as uncharacterized. The transcript has 5 exons. Gene Ontology annotation, molecular function: microtubule binding; microtubule motor activity; ATP hydrolysis activity. NCBI's taxonomy places the organism in Eukaryota, Fungi, Ascomycota, Eurotiomycetes, Eurotiales, Aspergillaceae. The record is from RefSeq and is a predicted model, not a curated record. Bases 1 to 2436 code for a protein of 811 amino acids. Gene Ontology annotation, cellular component: microtubule; kinesin complex; nucleus. Gene Ontology annotation, biological process: microtubule-based movement.